Messenger RNA from Solea solea (common sole), 752 nucleotides. Its product is annotated as cysteine-rich venom protein-like. Lineage: Eukaryota; Metazoa; Chordata; Actinopteri; Pleuronectiformes; Soleidae. The transcript has 7 exons. Bases 1 to 696 code for a protein of 231 amino acids. The record is from RefSeq and is a predicted model, not a curated record. Gene Ontology annotation, cellular component: extracellular region.
AUGAAGGCAGUGAAUCUGCAUCUUUUCUUCUUCUUUUUUUUCUUUUUUUUUAACGUUGCAGUCUUGGCCACCUCUUCGGAGCAGAGUGAGAUUGUCAACAAGCAUAAUACCCUGAGGAGAGGUGUUAGUCCCACUGCCAGCAACAUGUUGAAAAUGAACUGGAACAAUGAGGCUGCGAACAAUGCUCAGAGAUGGGCCAAUGGGUGCUCCAUGAACCACAGCCCCGACAGCAACCGAGUGAUCAGCACUAGUGGCUGUGGAGAGAACCUGUACAUGUCCAGCGUCAAGAACUCGUGGUCCAGUGCCAUCCAGUCCUGGUACGACGAGGUGAAGGACUGGAGAUAUGGACAAGGAUCGAUCAACGGAGGAGUGAUCGGACAUUUCACACAGAUUGUUUGGUACAGGUCCAACCAGAUUGGCUGUGCCAUGGCCUACUGUCCCAACUCUAGAUACAAGUACUUCUAUGUCUGCCACUACUGCCCUCCUGGUAACUACCAGUACACUCAUCCCUACAAACAAGGACGCUCCUGUGCUGACUGUCCCAACGCCUGCGACAACAAACUGUGCACCAACCCCUGUCCCUACUCUGAUAAGUACAGUAACUGCCCAGAUUUGAAGAAACAGCAUGGCUGCAACAACUCUAACGUGGCCUCUUGGUGUCCUGCCUCCUGCAAGUGUACCUCCCAAAUUAUCUAAAUACCAUCUGUUGCCUAUGACUCAUCAGUCUUUAUCAAUAAACAUAUUCCGCAUUA